AUGCUCAAGGGUGUCAAGCAGCUGUGGCCGUCAAACCACGCCAACGCCAACAACAACAACACCCCCGGCCACUCUCCCUCCCCCUCCUUCUCCAACUUUGGCGGCCCAUCAGACCAGGCCACGCCACGAGCAUCCGCCCAGCCCAAUCCGUUUGACGCGGCCCCACCCGGAGCCCAAUCACCCGGUGCCGCCGGCUUGAGUAAGAGUACCGCCAGCCUUUCGCUCGACCCGAAGCGUGCUGCCGUCGCCCCCGGUGGCACUCAACACCAACCGUCUGGGCUGAAAACGCCUACCAGUCAAGGUUUGACUUCUUUGCCCCUCGGGACGCCAGGCGCGGGACAGCCGACCACUGGCGUUACGAAAGGCGACACUGUGGGCCAGACCGGCGGUAUCGGCUUUGGCCUGCAUGAGCCAGCAAAAAUGCGCAAGGCUAUGAACAAGAAUGAAAUUGCAUCUACCGCUUCGCCAACUCAGUCCGUCAGGUCGCCUACGACUGGCCCGAGAGGUACCCUUCGAGUCAAGGUCAUCUCUGGCCGCGGUCUCGCUGUCGCCAACUCGCCCGGCGCCAACUCUCAGCCGUACGUCGUCAUUCAAUUUGAAAAGAACGAGUACGUCUCCCGACCUCCCCACCCUGCCGCAUCGCCCUCCUCCGUCCCCUUCACCACCGGUACCGCACAGCCUGUUGCGCCGGCCAACCUUACCAGGAGCACUAGUGGUUUGGGUGUCGGUGCCAUCUCUCGAGCAUUUGCCGAUGCCGUUGGCCGAGGCAAGAAGGAAAAGGAUGGCAGCGGCGCGAUGACGCCGAAAGCAGAGGAUGCGUCCGGCGGGGGUGGCAAUUGGCUGGGCAAGCCAGGUCCAGGGGACCCAGUUUGGAAGGAAGAGGUUUCUUUCGAUGUGACCUCUAGCAAGCCUACCCUUCAUCUCUCAGUGUACGACAGAUGUCGCGACGGAGAGGGUUUCCUGGGUAUGCUCAAUAUCAAGCCGGCUUUGCAGGACGGUAUGGUACUCGACAACUGGUACAAACUCGGUACGCGGGGCGAAGAAAGUGUCACUGGUGAAAUAUGGAUCCAAAUGACGUACACUGUAAUCAGGAAAAACGUCGCCCUCAAGCCCUCCGAUUUCGAGUUUCUCAAGCUCAUCGGCCGUGGUACUUUCGGCCGUGUCUUUCAAGUCCGCAAGAAGGACACGCGCCGUAUCUACGCCAUGAAGGUGCUUUCCAAAAAGGAAAUUGUCGCCAAGAAGGAAGUCGCGCACACCAUCGGCGAGCGCAAGAUCCUCCAAGCUUCCCUCGAAUGCCCCUUCCUCGUCGGCCUCAAGUUUUCCUUCCAAACCGACACCGAGCUCUACUUUGUCACCGACUACAAGUGCGGUGGUGAGCUCUUCUGGCAUCUGCAAAAGGAAGGCAGGUUCAGCGAAGAUAGGGCGAGGUUUUACAUUGCCGAGCUCGUCUUGGCGCUGGAGCAUCUACACAAGUACAAUAUUGUGUACCGAGAUUUGAAGCCGGAGAAUAUCUUGUUGGAUGCGACGGGUCAUGUGGCGCUUUGUGACUUUGGCUUGUCCAAGCCCGACUUGACGGAUGACAAGUUGACCAACACUUUCUGUGGUACCACCGAAUACCUCGCACCGGAAGUAUUGCUUGAUGAGAAGGGUUACGGCAAGCACGUCGACUUUUGGUCCCUCGGUGUGCUUCUCUUUGAGAUGUGCUGCGGCUGGAGUCCGUUCUAUGCCGAGCAGACUCAGGAGAUGUACAGGUUGAUCUGCUACGGCAAAAUCAGGUUCCCCAAGAAUGUCAUUGGCGACGACGGAAAGCAGUUUGUCAAGGGCCUAUUGAACCGAAACCCCCAAAACCGUCUCGGCUCCCAACGCGGUGCCGUCGAACUCAAAGAACACCCCUUCUUCGCCAACAUCGACUGGGACGCGCUCUACAAGAAACAAAUCACUCCCCCCUUCAAACCCAUCGUCGACUCUGACGAAUCCGUCGCCAACUUUGAUCCCGAAUUCACAAACUCUUCCCUUCUCGAUGCGGGGAUUGUGCCGUGGGAUGAUAAUGAUGGAGCGGGUGAGGCUGGGGUGGGGAGCGGGAGCUUGACGGGGAAGCAUUCGUAUCUCGGUCCUGGUGCGGGGCUGAGUGGAAGUCAAGGGGGACCGGAUGGGGUUGCGAUUAAUAAGAGUCAGAGGCCGCCUUUGCCUGGGGCGAGCGGGAGCCCAUUGACGAGCAGUGUGCAAGAAAACUUUAGAGGGUUUACGUAUACUGGAGAGUCGCUCAUGCCUCAAUCGGUGCUCGCGGAUCAACAGAUGGACAGCGACUCUGAUAAUGAGAACGCCGUCGAUGAUGAAGACGACGAGGACUCUUCUUCUGAAGAGGAAGAUGAUGACUAUGAUGACAAUAUCGUCAGCGGUCGGACAGCAAGGGGAGGCGACGUUGACAUGGACUAG
Molecule: messenger RNA, 2436 nt
Organism: Cryptococcus wingfieldii CBS 7118
Lineage: Eukaryota; Fungi; Basidiomycota; Tremellomycetes; Tremellales; Cryptococcaceae
Product: AGC/AKT protein kinase
Exons: 7
Coding region: 1-2436 (811 amino acids)
Biological process (GO): protein phosphorylation
Molecular function (GO): protein serine/threonine kinase activity; ATP binding
Source: RefSeq, a predicted model, not a curated record